AUUUCAGAUUUGAUAUAUUCUUCAACUCUCAACUACCAUAUAGCUACUUCUACUUCUAGUAAGAGCAACUAAACCAUAUAUCAAGAGAGAGAGGUUGCUUAGUUGCUCACUAGCUCACUACUUUCUUUAUCUUUUCUUGCUCAUCACAAAUUUCAUGCCAAUUUAGAACAUGGAAGAAGUUGAUCACAAAUCAAACCACAAGUGCAAAUUCUGCCGCAAAAUGUUCCCCUGCGGGCCGGUCCCUCGGUGGCCACAUGAGGUCUCACUUGAUCACCUCCAACGACGAACCAUCAUUAUGCACGAAGAAGAAGAAGAAGACGAAGAAGCGAUCUCAAAGGUACUCGGACGAGUCCUCCCUUGAUCUCUCCUCCUCCGAGCAGGAGGAGGUCGCCUUCACCUUGAUACUCCUCUCCAUGGAUUGCACCAAUUCCGACUCCAACAACAAUAACAGAAUCAAGAGCAACCGGAAUGAUCAAUCCGAGGAUAACAAGUUUAGGUGCAUGAUUUGCAACAAGGCCUUCUCGUCAUACCAAGCAUUAGGUGGUCACAGAGCAAGCCACAAAAAGUUCAAAGGUUGUUGUGCUCCGACAACAACAAAUCCACCUCACAAUCUUCAAGAUUGCAAGAAAAGUAAAGAUCAUGAGUGCCCAAUUUGCUUCAAGAUCUUCCCAUCAGGCCAAGCAUUGGGUGGUCACAAAAGAUCCCAUUUGAUCACUGAUCAGCCCAAGAUCAAUCCCACUGGCCAUCUUCGUGUCGAAGAGACACAAGCUCCACAAGUUCGACGUUUUCUUGACCUCAACUUGCCUGCCCCGGUCGAGGAAGAGUGCAACGUUGAGUUGAAGCCGUGGUGGAUUGGCGCGGCUCGGCCUAAUCUCAGGCUGAAAUAUGUAUAGAUUCAUUCAUUUUUGUCAUAAUAUUAUUACUAUUGAAAUGCUUUUUUUACUUGUUAUUAAAGCAGA
This is a messenger RNA of Salvia splendens (bonfire salvia), 959 nucleotides long. Its product is annotated as zinc finger protein ZAT4. Bases 255 to 893 code for a protein of 212 amino acids. Gene Ontology annotation, biological process: regulation of DNA-templated transcription. NCBI's taxonomy places the organism in Eukaryota, Viridiplantae, Streptophyta, Magnoliopsida, Lamiales, Lamiaceae. The transcript has a single exon. The record is from RefSeq and is a predicted model, not a curated record.